AUGGAGCCGAGGCCGCCUGGUACCUUCACUCCUGACAGCGAAGGGGAUGGAUACCGUAACGGCGCGGAGUUCACCUGGGACGGGCUUUCUGCAGUGUGCGGUUCGCCCCCGCCGUUUCCUUCAUGUCAGUCUCCCUCUUCUAUGACUGCUGGCAAGCGGCCUGCUGGGAAGGCCUCUGCCCGGCUCAGGGAUCUCUUCAUGUCUCUGCUCCAGCAGAAGCCCCCAGUCUGGGGCGUGCAGGAAGGGCACGGUACGCGUUGGCUCGGAGUGCCGUGGGACUGUUGCAGCGCGGCCUCCUCUUGCGUCGACACCGCUUCCUCGUGGCGUUGUUGCGAGUCCGAGACAGACGCGCCAGCGCCUGGUGAGCUCUGUUACAGCGGAGAAGCGAACUGCCGUGGUCGGCGCGCGGGGCGUGUUGCGCCUGGUCACCCGCCGAGGGCCCUGCAUGCUCACGAGCCGCAGCGGAGGCCGCGUUCGGGGCCGUGGCGCCACGCAGUGUACUCUGACGCUCGGAGCCAGCAUUGUGAGGGCGGGCCGCUGGACAGUGCAGAAAAGGCGACAGCGCCGCGUGCAUGUCGCGCAGAAACUCUCCCGCCUUCGCGUUCCUUAGACGGGCUGUCCGCCGUGAGGCAUCUGCGUCGUCUGGCGGAGCUCGAGCAAGAGGCAGAAGCGGCCACGUUCUCGCAGCUGGAACGAAUCGCUGCUUCGCUGGCUUUCUCAGGGCGUCCCUCCAUUGCGGCGGCACGGCGAAGCGAAUGCUGGCACGGACCUAUGAGCGAGGAGCCUGAGGCGAGAGGAGGCAAAGGAGACAGCCCCGGAAACAGAGCGUCUGUGUACUCUCUUGCCGCGUCGCCCGCCUCGCAGCCAGACGCAGUGCAGAGCUCCAACGUAGCUUUCUUGGCCCUGUCUCCUCCGGAAAGAAGGCGCAGUCCCCGCGUGGCUCCCUGUCCGAUGCAGCGCGAGGAAAGCAGCGCCGCACCGGGUGAAGACGAAGUGCCGCAGCCCAGCGCAGGGACGAAGGCGGCGCGGGGCGAGGAGCCAAGCACAUCUUCCGCGGGGGAUGGAGGCGCGACCGGCCUUCUCGUCUCCACCUCCGGAACCUGUUGCGCUGCAGGCCGCGAACUCGAUCUCGCAAACCCGCUUCCCGCACGGGUCGGACAGGCAGACGCAGGCGCAGAGACAGCGGCCGAGUCAUGUGCUGCAGGGCUCCCAGCGAAGGCGCGACGGCAGGCAAGCCGACUGUGUUCUGAGGCGCUGCAGCUUGGGGACUGCGGUCGGGCUGGGGGCCGUGCUCAGGGCACGAGGCGCUGUGCGCAAAGGCCACAUGACGAGAUGGCCAGGAGCCUGUCACAACAAGAGGGGCUGCGCAUGUCUCUACUUCCAGCUGCAGCCGAGACUAACUUUGCGGACCGGCCGUUCACGUUCGAGGCAGAUCCAGAUGGGUGGGCGGCGCUCUCGCGGGCGCGCCGCUGCUUGCGCCGCCGAGGCGUCCCGCUCGAGGCUUUGGAGAGCAACACGGCGACUCUGCCGGGGAUGCUGUCUCUCCUCGUGACACCGAAGGGGCUAGCGGCGCCGUGUGUGGUGCCUGACGCGCUUCUUCAAGCGGCUCCAGUGCCCUCGUGGCUCCUGUGGUGGUUGUGUGGCCGCCGGGCCGCAGAGGCUGCGCGGCCUGAGGGGCGGGGCGGUGGGUCGUUAAGCCAUGCAGCGCGGGUUACGCAAUCGGCGGCAGGCUGCGACAGGAGCCAACGGCUCCGCAAGGACUGCGGGACUGCUGCUGUCGACCCGGGAGGCGCAGUUGCGUCGCGGAAACGAGCGGCUGAGGCCCCGCGCGGACUGCAGGAACUGAGGAGGUUGGUUAGAAAACCGGCGCCACCACGCGCGAACUGCAGUGCCUCGAAGGUUUGCCACGACCACGCGUUGUCAUCGGGAGAUGAGUCGGUUCCGAAGUCCCUCCUCGCUGGCUAUCAAACCCUCGCUGCGCAUGAUGCGGCCCCGCAUGGAAGCGGAGAGAGCGGCGAACGUGGCAGGGUACGAGAGGAUGGAGUGUCUCCGCAAAGCCCCGACCGGAGUCUGACUUGCGAGCAUGUUGCUGCGGACGCGCCAUCCGUGGAUUGUAGUCGUCCAGUGAGGCGCGGCUCGGCGGCUCAAGUCUGCAGCGCUCCAUCGCAGGACCGUGCAAGCGCCCCAGAAGUCGAUUAUUCGGCAGCAGCAGGCGGCGUUCCGGCGUUAGUCGGCGAUUUCGAUUAUUGUCGUGAAGGGGCCUGCGCCGAAGAGAGCAGCGUGGCAUCCUCUGGCUUUGCCUCGCAAGCAGCAGACGUGGCUGAUGCGUUCGCGUUCUCCUCCCUGGAAGGAGCUCUGCUCGCGACCUCUAGGCACACUGCGGAGGCCUGGUCGGCAUGCUCGCCUGCAGGAAGCCCUUUAACUGGGGGUCCCUCAGAAAGCAAAAACAAACGCUCGCGUCCUGCCACCGAGAGAGGAACGCCAAGCCGUCGGGGACCAGUUCCACGUGCUGCUCGAGACAACGAAGUGCCGCGUCGAAGAGCUUGCUCAGGUUUUGCGGGCCUCUGGACCGAAGGCACCGCUACGCCUUCAAGAGAUGAGGGUAGCGAUUCCUGUCUGGACAAGUUCAGCCCCCGCUCUCGCCCUGUGUUCAUUGAGCUUUGCACGGCUCGAGCGUCUGCAUGCGCGCAUGGAACUCCGCUUCGCAGAAGUGCGCCGGCCUCACGCGUCUGCACUCCGGCGAAGCGGCUCUUCGACUCCGGCGAGACUCGUUCGCUUCGAAGACUCCAUCCAGGUCGGACUCCCAGAGCAAGCUCACGCUGCAAAUGCAGAUUCGCUUCCGAUUUGCCGGCCUCCGCGUCUCCCCGCUCCCGCACACGAAUGGUGGUGGCCUCGGCGGUUGGUUCGCCGGCAUAUCCUCCGCUGGAGGUCCUGACCAUGUCGCCUCCAACUUCGAGUUGCGCACCGCGGCGGAGGAGGACCCACUUAGCCGCGGGCCAAGAGGCAAACCCCUCGAAGGGCCUGGCGCCUGAAUGCCGAGAGCUGCCGACGAGUGCGGCCUGCAGCCCGACGCGGCUGGUAGACCAUCCGGGAGAGGCAGCUGAAUCACGGUUGCAGGGCGCGCGCGGGGAAGAGAACAGGGACAGGAAAGGAGGCAGGGCACGCGAGAUGGAGGACAUGCGGCGCGGAGAUGACACGCACUGCGGGCGAACAGCCCGUGGUGCGGCUUCUUCUGGUGCGGACUCGAGCAACUGCGAAGCGCUGGGCUCGGCGAGCACAGCUCAUGCGUUGACUGCUGUAGAUCAAACGCCUUCGGCCUCAGGACAGGAACGGCACUUGUGUAAGAGUUCUGUCAAUGGCGAAAACUACAUGUCCAACAAUACAAGCGGCUGUCGCAUCAAGGUUGAAUUGCCUUUGAUCGAUGCCUCGAAACUUCAGGGAGGACGCAGCGAGCAACUCCAGCUCCGGAGUCAAAAAAUGGCGUUUGUGCCCGGGUCGAGUUGGUCGACAGCUCGCUCAAGAGGCCGCGAUUUGCCUCGGGCGCUCGUCAGCGCUCCCAGCACGCCUCAAGGACGCGUGCGAUUGAUGCUGCUGUUGGAGGCCGCCAGCGCCACUCCACUGGGGCUGCACCGCCGGAUGCGGCGCAGAGGCCAACAUGCGGUGCAGAAUCCGGGCUGCAGGGAGAAGAAAGAAGCGUCAGUCAUGUCAAACGCGUAUGGCAAGCUAUGGCCAAGCGGGGAGUUCUUGGCGAUGAGCCAGGCCUAG
Molecule: messenger RNA, 3765 nt
Organism: Besnoitia besnoiti
Lineage: Eukaryota; Apicomplexa; Conoidasida; Eucoccidiorida; Sarcocystidae
Exons: 2
Coding region: 1-3765 (1254 amino acids)
Source: RefSeq, a predicted model, not a curated record